Molecule: messenger RNA, 351 nt
Organism: Scutellospora calospora
Lineage: Eukaryota; Fungi; Glomeromycota; Glomeromycetes; Diversisporales; Gigasporaceae
Source: the annotation of a GenBank genome assembly
AUGGGAUUUACACAAGAAGAAUAUGAAGAAAAAUUGAGAAACACAAAUGAGAAUGGGUAUUAUUAUAAUACGUCAAUUGGAGAAAGUAAUGGCGUGUCAUCGAAUGCAAUGGAUGAAACUGCACUGAUAUCACCUUUUGAUAAGGCAUCAGAUAGUGAAAGAGAGUGGCUUAAUAAAUUUGUGGUUAACCAGCCUAGAGAAACGGUGACAAUGUUUGAAAGGUUGACAAAAUAUUUUAAUGGUAAGCACCAUGUGGAAGAAAUUCUUUUUAGAGAAACUAUAAAGCCAAGAGAUCUUGGCAAAAUUUUAAGUUUAUUUAAUCGAGAAGAAUUAAUAAUUGUUUGGUGUUAA